UAUCUGUCUUCGCCCAUAUCAGAUACGUCACCUUCCCUCUAGGAGAAUCGCUUCGACCACCGUGAGUUUCAGGGAAGAGCGAAGUAACAGCUUCAAACGGCUGAAAUUGUGUUAUCGAAGCAAAGCCUAGAAGAGUUUACAAAUCUCAACAAUUUGGAUUGAUCAGCUGAUAUUGGAAAUGGUUAAAAGUUAUGGAGUGUUUUGAUUUGCUAGAGAUACCAUGUUGUACUGCAUAGAGGGAGUUAAGCGUCUAGUUGCUUCUGCAUUGCGUUGUUGUGACCUUGAUUUAUAUAAGCAGCCGAGAGGCCUUGAAGAUCCUGAACAACUUGCAAGGGAAACUGUGUUUAGUGUAAGUGAAAUAGAAGCACUCUAUGAGCUUUUCAAGAAGAUUAGCAGUGCCGUGAUUGAUGAUGGGCUGAUUAACAAGGAAGAGUUUCAAUUAGCAUUAUUCAAGACAAACAAAAAAGAGAGUUUAUUUGCUGAUCGGGUGUUUGAUUUGUUUGACACAAAGCACAACGGGAUAUUAGGUUUUGAAGAAUUUGCUCGUGCUCUCUCCGUUUUCCAUCCAAAUGCCCCUAUUGAUGAUAAGAUUGAAUUUUCCUUUCAACUGUAUGAUCUCAAGCAGCAGGGGUUUAUAGAAAGGCAAGAGGUGAAGCAAAUGGUAGUGGCUACACUUGCUGAAUCUGGUAUGAAUCUAUCGGAUGAUGUAAUAGAAAGCAUAAUUGAUAAGACUUUUGAGGAAGCAGAUACAAAGCAUGAUGGCAAGAUUGACAAGGAGGAGUGGAGAAACCUUGUUUUGAGACAUCCAUCACUUCUAAAGAAUAUGACCCUUCAAUAUCUCAAGGAUAUCACCACAACGUUCCCCAGCUUUGUGUUCCAUUCACAAGUGGAUGAUACAUGAAUCUACAAGUAUAACAUUCAUCAUUUGCUUGUGUGCUUUAAACCCACCUACUGUGUAAAAAAAGAACAUAACAGCAAGCUUUGCCUUUCUUUUCUUUUUUUUAAUUUUAUUUUGUGCCAAGAGCUUGGUUACCUUACAUUGGUUAUAUAUUUGAUGAUGAUGAAGAUAUUUGGUUUUGGAGAUUCGUGUUUGGAGAUUAGGCUUAUUCAGCAUAUAUUUGAUUCGUUGCUUGAAA
This is a messenger RNA of Neltuma alba, 1136 nucleotides long. Its product is annotated as calcineurin B-like protein 3. Lineage: Eukaryota; Viridiplantae; Streptophyta; Magnoliopsida; Fabales; Fabaceae. Bases 221 to 901 code for a protein of 226 amino acids. Gene Ontology annotation, biological process: calcium-mediated signaling. The record is from RefSeq and is a predicted model, not a curated record. Gene Ontology annotation, molecular function: calcium ion binding; kinase binding. The transcript has 10 exons.